CUCCAGUCAAUACCGCCAUGUCCAUGGCGCCCAUCGAGGCCCCGCGACCCGCGAUGCGGCGCAAGUCGUCCGCCCAGAACCUCCUCUCGGGCUUCAAGUCCAAUACUGGCGGCAGCGGCGGCGGCCCGCCCCCCUCCUCCUUCCCCGUCAGCGCGAUGCCGAACACGGCGGGCCUGCCGUACUCGUCUGUGACGACCCCGACGACCGCCACCAUGAGCCGCGAGUGGGACGUGCAGUCGCUCCAGAGCGAGGGGAUCGCUGCGGCCGCGGGCGGGGCGAACGGGAACCCCCUGGUGCAAGGGACGUCGGUGGAGAUGUUGAGGGAACUGGUGAAGAAGAGGAUCAUCACCUUGACCUAUUUGAGGAACGUGCAUGAAGGGAAGAGCCAUUGGUUCCACACUAUUAUGAUUACACGAGUUGAACUCGAUCGUACGUUCACGAACGCGGCUAUGAAGCAACGAACAUAUCGGUUUGCCGUCUUGGGGAUGGCGCUUGCGAACCAGUUUGAGGUGAAGGAGCCCCAAGACUACCUACGAGGCCUUUCGAACGUGCUACUGGAGUACGAGCUAUUCAAGGAGGAUGGCGACAGGCCCAGGAUGCGGCUGUUCCGGACGAAAGGUUCCAAACGACCACCCGGCGCCGACUAUACAGUACCGUACACGGACCCUUCAGAAGCGUAUAUGACGCUGCCACAUAUACCCUUUCCCCUCGACUACCAUCAAACCCUCCUCUCCCUCCUCGACGUGCUUUCUGAGGUCUACAACAAGGUCUCCAAAAUCCUCGGCCCUUCGCCAUUCACCGGUGCCGGCCAUAACAUGAUGGGCCCCCUUGGGCUUCUAUCACCACAUCCGGGCGUGUCCUACCUAUUCUCCGGGAUGGACGCUGCGCCACAUUCGACCGAUGCCGACAGCAGCCUUUGGGGCAUCGCGCACGCGUCCGUUAUGGGCCCCGGCGGCGCAGCUGGCCCCGGCGCCAUGUACGGAGGUGGUCCCGGCAGCCCGCCACCGAGCUGGACGACGACGCUGGGCGACACGGUGCGGCAGAUUGACAAUAAGCUCAAGAAACUGAUCGCGACGCUGCUGAAGGAGCUCGACGACUGCGCGCGGACAGGGAUCAAGGACGAGUUGGCAUCGCUUGAUCCGCUAUUGCGCCACGUCGCGGGGGUGGAGGAGGUGCGGGAGGGCAUGUUUGAGUUUGAUUGAGCAGCUGCAGGCGCUGCGAGCGCCGCGUCGCGUCGACUGUUCGCAGUUAGGAUGUGUACCAGGACGCUCGGAUUGGACAUACGGUAACUUUAUAGCUCUAUCUAAUGGUGUACCCUGCUGUACUAAGUAGUAACUAGACGAGACCCCCGCCUUGCUGCGCGCGUUGUGCGCAAUGGCC
Molecule: messenger RNA, 1380 nt
Organism: Trametes versicolor FP-101664 SS1
Lineage: Eukaryota; Fungi; Basidiomycota; Agaricomycetes; Polyporales; Polyporaceae
Exons: 6
Coding region: 18-1202 (394 amino acids)
Source: RefSeq, a predicted model, not a curated record